AUGGGUGAGGAGGAGACAAGUUUCCAGGAACACAUUAAUGCCAUCACCCUGGAGUUGCGUAAAAGCAACCCCAGUUACUCUGAGGUCAAGAACCGGAUGAAGCGCACUCUUUUCAAAAGAGUACAGAUUAUGGACAUGCCUGCAGCUGAAGUAAUGGAGCAGUUUCCUUUUCUUGGGGUGCCACAGCUUAUUGUGUUGGACCUGGAAGUAAUGGGUGAGGAGGAGACAAGUUUCCAGGAACACAUUAAUGCCAUCACCCUGGAGUUGCGUAAAAGCAACCCCAGUUACUCUGAGGUCAAGAACCGGAUGAAGCGCACUCUUUUCAAAAGAGUACAGAUUAUGGACAUGCCUGCAGCUGAAGUAAUGGAGCAGUUUCCUUUUCUUGGGGUGCCACAGCUUAUGCUGCAUGAAAUGACAAUGAGGUUUGGAACAGACUUGGCAAAGAACAUGGAAACAUCUCUAAAUGAAAUGGCCCCAAACAUCAUCAGGAGUGCAAAAGAAGAAAGUCAAAAAAACCUCUACGCAAAUCUCAUUGGACCAGCAGAGGAAACCACAGAGGGUCUCGUUAGGAAUGCUGCACUCAUUUUAUUGCCAGCACUAUUUAAAGAAAAUGCCACUUUCCUCUACUGUGUGGAUAGUGAACCCAAAGGUCCUACAUCCACCAUUGUGUUUAACGGCUCUCCUGAUCCCCUCAAGGCUGAAAGUGUCAGCAUUAUAAUGGACAACGUGACCAUUAUAAGAGAGGCAGACAUCGACAUGACACAGGCUGUGGAAUGCCUGUUUGCUGUCUAUUUUCUUUUCAGUGUGCAAUACCUGGUUCACAUUAAGCACACAAUGACUUUUAUUCAAAAAUACAUGCUUAAACUUAGGCAAGAGCAUGUCAAAAGAACACCAAUACCUGUACUAAAAAUGUACAGUCAACUUCUGUAAAUUGUAGUGAUAUUUAAUACAUUUUAAUUGUUCAUGUAUUGUUUUUUAU
Messenger RNA from Xyrauchen texanus (razorback sucker), 979 nucleotides. RefSeq lists its product as uncharacterized. The transcript has 5 exons. Lineage: Eukaryota; Metazoa; Chordata; Actinopteri; Cypriniformes; Catostomidae. Bases 1 to 930 code for a protein of 309 amino acids. The record is from RefSeq and is a predicted model, not a curated record.